GGCUUUCUGACCUGGUCAGCAGCUUGGUGAUCAGCAGUGAGGGAGAGAGAAACAAGGAGAGAAAAACAACAGACCCUUUCUCUUCCCUCCGCCUGCCGCUGGAAGGGACGGAGCGCUUGUGCCUCUCUGGACGUUUCGGAGCUUCUGGACUACGUUUCCCAGGACGCACUGCGCCCCGCCCCGCCUAGCGCCUCGGGAAAGUCGUCCCGUGAGUCUCUGGGCGCAGAACUCCGCCUCCGCCGCCGGGGGCGUGGCGACGUCGGACUCCCGGAGCGCUUGAUUACGCACUUCCUCCCGGGGGUCGGGGCCAAAUCGUUGUGUGGAGGGUUCGAGUCCCGCCUCUUGACUCUAGCCUCAAGCCCUGGAGUCCGGGGCGGGGCUCAUUCGCCGGGUAACUUCUCCACGGCGAGGGGCGGCGGCACACCUUGGGCUUCAUCAUGGAGGACUACCUGCAGGGUUGUCGAGCUGCUCUGCAGGAGUCCCGACCGCUACAUGUUGUGCUGGGAAAUGAAGCCUGUGACCUGGACUCCAUGGUGUCAGCUCUCGCCCUGGCUUUUUACUUGGCAAAGACGACUGAGACUGAGGAAGUCUUUGUGCCAGUUUUAAAUAUAAAACGUUCUGAGCUACCUCUACGAGGCGACAACGUCUUCUUCCUUCAGAAGAUGCACAUUCCAGAGUCCGUCUUGAUUUUCCGGGAUGAGAUUGACCUGCAUGCAUUGCACCAAGCUGGCCAACUCACUCUCAUCCUUGUUGACCAUCAUGUCUUACCCAAAAGUGACGCAGCCCUAGAGGAGACAGUAGCAGAGGUGCUAGACCACCGGCCCAUCGAGCAGAAACACUGCCCUCCCUGCCCUGUUUCAGUUGAGCUGGUGGGGUCCUGCGCUACCCUGGUGACGGAGAGAAUCCUGCAGGGGGCACCAGAGAUCUUGGACAGGCAAACUGCAGCCCUUCUGCAUGGAACAAUCAUCCUGGACUGUGUCAACAUGGACCUUAACAUUGGAAAGGCAACCCUAAAGGAUAACAAAUAUGUGGAGAAACUGGAGGCCCUCUUCCCAGAUCUGCCCAAGAGAAAUGACAUCUUUGAUUCUCUGCAAAAGGCAAAGUUUGAUGUAUCAGGACUGACCACUGAGCAGAUGCUGAGAAAGGACCAGAAGACCAUCUCCAGACAAAGCACCAAGAUGGCCAUUAGUACAAUAUAUAUGGAUUUGGAGGCCUUUCUGCAGAGGUCUGGCCUUAUUGCAGACCUCCAUGCUUUCUGCCAGGCUCACAGCUAUGAUGUCUUGGUCGCCAUGACUAUCUUUUUCAACACUCACAAUGAGCCAGUGCGGCAGUUAGCUAUUUUCUGUCCCCAUGCAGCGCUCCGAAUGACGAUCUGUGGUGUCCUGGAACGUUCCCAGUCUCCGUCCCUGAAGCUGAGCCCUGUCCCAAGCUCCCACCCUAACCUCCAAGCCUAUCUUCAAGGCAACACCCAGGUCUCUCGAAAGAAACUUCUGCCUCUGCUCCAGGAAGCCCUGUCAGCGUAUUUUGACUCCAUGAAGAUUCCUUCAGGGCAGCCUGAGACAGUGGGUGUGUCCAGGGAUCAGGUGGACAGGGAAUUGGACAGGGCAGGGAACUCCCUGACUCCUGGACUGAGUCAAGAUGAGGAGGAGCCUCCGCUGCCCCCCACACCCAUGAACAGCUUGGUGGAUGAGUGCCCCCUGGAUCAGGGGCUGCCUAAACUCUCGGCCGAGGCCAUCUUUGAGAAGUGCAGUCAGAUCUCGCUGUCACAGUCUACCGCUGCCUCCCUGUCCAAGAAGUGACCAUUGGGAGGGGAGGGGAUAGUGAGAGAGGUUGCUUGAACCACUUUGAAUGCAUGUUUUAAGAUGUUUCAGCAAUUCUGACUUUAUUGCUCUGGGAUCUGGUGUACCGUUCUCAGAAACCUGGGAGGAGAAAGAAGUGGAAGAAAGCAGCUGCUUUAGGAAUGGCUUUCUCCCUUGUCCCCCCAAUCUCAAAUCAGACACAUUUUAUUGUUUAAUUUAAAUCUUUAAAUCUGCACUGACUCUCCUCUAUUUCAUUUGCCACGGGCACAAUGUAAUACAUAGACAGUUCCAGCAGAGCAGCACAAAAAGAAUGUGUAUCCCAAAAGUGCCCUCAGUACCAAUCUCUCUCAUGGAAUCAGACAUUCAUGUAUUGAAUCCAUGUCUCCAGGUAUUCAUUUAGUCUCUUAUUAAUUCGAGUAUUUAUUGAGUCCCUACUUUAAGCUAGAUAGAAAAUAGAGUGUGCUUUGGAAACUUAUUCCGGUUGUUAGCCUUUAGCAGAUUUCUAGCUCCAUAAUUCCUCUUUCUGUCCCCAGUUUGGUAAUGGUGUCUGAUUCUGAGAUGGCUAAAUUUCUAUUCUGAACUUAUUGUAGCUCUUUCAAGAUUGUUUGGGAGCAGAUUGGAGACCAUUAUCAUCUGUCCUGAUCAGGUGGCCUGGCUUUCAGUUUCUUUGGAUCUCUCUGUCCCAGGGCCACAGGGUUCUGAAGAGACCCAGAAGACCCCUGGUUCUUGAGAGUUCAGGAGACACCCAGGAAGGCCUUAAGACCUUGUAGACACUCUUCCCAAAAGACAGCAAAACUGCCUUGAGAGCCCUGGCUCUGUCCCCUGCCUUGGUGGAUCAGUCAAUUUCUUGUCCAUCUCAUUGUCUUCUUGCUCAUAUUAAAAGGAUGAUACCGACUACCAUGAACUAUGUAUCUUUGGGCAAGAAACUCUAGGUCUCAUUUUUCCCAUCUGUAAAACUAAGGAUCUGGACUAGAUGUUCUCUGGUGUUCUGUGACCUGCCUCUUGCUGCCAUUGUUUCUCUCCUCUGCUUCUCUGGGUUUUUUUCCUGUUUUCCCUGGGAAUGCUCAGGGUCACUGGAUUGUCUGUAUUUGUAUGUGAUUGUACCAAGAGACUCAGCCUCAUGUAGCAUGUACAGGGAUAUGACUCGUACAUAGUGACCCAGCAAAGAGCUCCCUCCCACUGAUUUGUUCUGCAUGUGUAGAGACUCCCUUUUUUCUUCAGACCAACCUGUUCCCCCUUUUCCUACCCCAUAGCUCUGCUCCAUGAAAGUUGCCAGUGGUUUCACUGAACAGUAGGGUCUGUGAUGGUUUUGGCAUGACGUCUUCAGUGUUUGGGGGACAGUCUGACUUCACCUUGAGGGUGUGAUGUCUGUAGUCAUUGGAAGGUAAAAAUAGUGGUGUGAUUACUGAACCAAAGGAAUUUAUGUUUUGUAACUUGGGUACUUUAUUUUGCAUUUUGUUAAAGUAUUAAAUACUUUUUUCCUGUU
This is a messenger RNA of Equus caballus (horse), 3285 nucleotides long. RefSeq names its product prune exopolyphosphatase 1 (gene PRUNE1). The record is from RefSeq and is a predicted model, not a curated record. Gene Ontology annotation, cellular component: cytoplasm. Lineage: Eukaryota; Metazoa; Chordata; Mammalia; Perissodactyla; Equidae. Gene Ontology annotation, molecular function: exopolyphosphatase activity.